Molecule: messenger RNA, 1939 nt
Organism: Myripristis murdjan (pinecone soldierfish)
Lineage: Eukaryota; Metazoa; Chordata; Actinopteri; Holocentriformes; Holocentridae
Gene: psg4
Product: sialoadhesin
Exons: 8
Coding region: 1-1695 (564 amino acids)
Source: RefSeq, a predicted model, not a curated record
AUGAGCACCAACCACACAGCAGCGGCUUUAUGGAGGGGGAGCCAGGCUUUCUCUCCUGUACCUUCAGUCCCUGACCGCGUCGAGGCCUUGCUGGGCUCCUGUGUGGUGAUUCCCUGCUCCUUCAGCCCUACACCUUCCCGUCUUUUCUGGGGGAGGAGGGCAAGGGUGGACGUUAAGGUGACUUUCAGGGGUGGCGGGACCCUCUUCCCUCUCCGCAGCACAGCCUUCAACAGCGAGGAUAGAGAUCAGGUGAGCAGGGACUUUAAAGGCCGCACGUCUCUUUAUGGGCGAAUCGCAGACGGGGACUGCUCAGUGAACAUUGAAAGAGUCAGCCUGGAUGACUCUCGUAUGUUUGAGAUAGCGCUGAAGGGAAGUGAUGAUUUACUCUGGGGGAAACCCAGGAGCUUCACUCUGGACGUUUCAGAAACUCCAGAGGCUCCUGUCAUCAGUGACGUCCCCUCAGCCACAGAUGGACAGCUGGUCACCCUGAACUGCACCGUCAGCUAUUACUGCCCCUCCCGACCUCCGACCCUGCAGUGGCACUGGGAGAGGGGAGCCAAGGGGAACAGAAGUCAUCAUGAGGAAGCACAAUCACUGUAUCCCCAAGGCCACAGGCCGGCGAUGCAGGCCUCUCUGUCCUUUACCGCCUCAUAUCGCGUCAAGCCCAGGCUCAGGUGUGAGGCCAGCUACCCAGGUGCCAGAACUAUAUCAGCCUGGAAGGACGUCCAUGUGACAUUUCCCCCAAAAGAGGUGACGGUUCAGGUCCAGACCUUGACAGUCCAGGAUGGGGGCAACGCUUUGCUGGUGUGCUCGUGUAAAGCCGACCCACCGGUGUCAGAGUACCGCUGGUCCUACACCCAGCACGGCCGCACCGUCAACCUCCCGCAGCGCACGCACACGGUCCGUGUGUACAACGUGAGCCGGGACAUGAGGGUCCGCUGCUUGGCACAGAACCUGAUUGGUCGAGGACAGUCCCCGCCCACGGCUUUGAAUGUACAAUACAUGCCAGUCAUCCUCCAUCGCUCCUCCAUGUGUGUUAUAGAGGGGCUGGAGGUGUUGUGUCAGUGUGCCGUCGACUCCAACCCCAGACCGGCAGUCACCUGGAGUGUCAACGGGACGGUUCCUCCUAGUGGUUUCAACAUGUCAGUGACAUCAGAGCCUGGGAAUUUAACAGCCAUCCUGAGGGGCCGCAUGGACAAACCCCUGACAGUCAUCUGCUUUGCAUUCAACGCCUUAGGCAACGACUCGUACAUUUUGCUGCACGGAGGAGAAGCGACGGCCCCCCUAUUGUGGAUGGUGAUUUCUGCCAUUGUCCUCUGCCUCGUCAUUUUCCUUUUUUCACUUCUUCUGCUCUACUGCUGCCGAAGGAAGGCCGGGAAGUAUGUGAGACCUCCGGCGGUGUACCCUGGAGGCCUGGGGAUCUAUCAGGAGCGGAUGCCCCUCUACAUCAACUGCACAGAGGUGACGCACAUCUACACCAACGGCAGCUACCAGCUCGUUUACCAGAACUGCACUCCUCUGUUCGUCCGCACCAAGCAGAUCCGUCCAGUGGGUAGAAGAGGUGGGGAGAGAAGAAGAGGAGGAGAGAGGAGAGGUGCAGAGAGACCGGGAGGACUGGGAACCAGAGCGACACGGGAGAUACAGAGCAGCGCUGGGGCUGAGACUGACACAGCGAUCUACCUGGAGAUCCUCUGAGAAUCAACAUGAUUCACCUGCUGCAUUCAGCUCGCAUUGUAUAACAAUUUCUUACAAAAUGAAUUGAAUGAAUAUGAUAACAACCAACAGUAAUACACACACACAAUGAUGCAGUUUACAGGUUAUGAGCUGUGCAUAUACAUAUACUUGUGUAUGUACAUAUGGACUUAUUUAGGCUAUAUCUAUAUAUGUGAGGUGUUGAAUAGUGUGUCUCUCAUGAUCGCUGUCUGUCCGAGAACCAUUU